GACACCUGUCGACCCCCUUGUUCGCAGGGCAAAAUUAGAGCAGCUCACGGCUCACCCAACAUAACAACAGUAGUGAUGAAUUUCAAGAACAUGGGAUCGGAUGGGCGGCCGGUGAGUGGAUCGGCUGCUGGGGCGGCGAUGCCGUUGGCGAGGCAGUCGUCGAUAUACUCCCUGACGUUCGAUGAGUUCCAGAGCACGCUGGGAGGGAUGGGGAAGGAUUUUGGGUCGAUGAACAUGGAUGAGUUUUUGAAGAACAUCUGGACUGCGGAGGAGAGUCAGGCCAUGGCCGCGGCUUUGGCUGGCUCUGAUGGGUCUGGACUUGGUGCUGGUGGUCCUGGUUUGCAGAGGCAGGGAUCACUGACGCUGCCGCGGACGUUGAGCCAGAAGACGGUGGAUGAGGUCUGGCGAGAUCUUAUUAAGGAAGGGAGCUCCACGGCGGUUCAAGGGGUUGCUGGUCCUGAGAUUCAGCAGAAGCAGCAGCAGCAGCAGCAGCAGCAGCAGCAGCAGCAGCGGCAGCCCACUCUUGGGGAGAUGACACUUGAGGAGUUUCUUGUUAGGGCUGGGGUUGUCAGAGAGGACAUGAACAUGAACAUGAAUAUGAACAUGAAUAUGAAUAUGAACAUGAAUAUGAAUCAUUCUGCUUCUAGGCCGAUUAUUAGUAGUUCUAUAAGUACAGUUAACACUGGUGGUGUUAGUAGUAACAGUGUGUUUUAUGGUGAUGUGCCGUCUUCAAAUUCUGCCACUGGAAUUGAGAUUUCAUUCCCUCAGAUUGGAAGGAGUAAUGGUGGUAUAGUACCGAGUUCAAUAAGUAAUAGCCCUGGGACUAAUUUGCCUAUUACUGCCACAGGAACGAGGUCUUAUGUGGCUCCAAUGGGUAAUCAUCAUGGUCUGAGAGGGGGAGGGAUGGUUGGGAUUGGAGAUCCGGCAAUGGGUAAUGGACUGAUGCAAGGGAUGGUGGGACUUGGAGUGGGAGGUGUGACUGUGGCUGCGGCAGUUGGGUCACCAGCUAAUCAGAUUUCAUCAGAUGGCCUUGGUAAGGGGAACGGGGAUCUUUCUUCUGUUUCUCCUGUUCCUUAUACUUUUGGAGCUGGACUGAGGGGGAGGAAGUGCAGUGCAGUGGAGAAAGUUGUGGAGAGGAGACAAAGGAGGAUGAUUAAGAACAGGGAGUCGGCUGCGAGAUCACGGGCAAGGAAACAGGCUUACACCAUGGAGUUGGAAGCUGAAGUUGCUAAACUUAAAGAGCAGAACCAAGAGUUGGAGAAGAAACAGGCUGAGAUAGUACAAAUGCAGAAGAAUCAGGUACUAGAGAUGAUUAAUCAACAGCAUGGACCUAAAAGACGCUGCUUGAGGAGGACACAAACAGGCCCAUGGUGAAGUAACAAUGCUGUGACAAGUUUAACAAAAAUAAACAAUAUCUCGUUUGACAGAUAGUUUGUAAAUAUAGAAGGGAACACAUCUCGUCUUGUAAAUUAGUAGCGUUAUCCUGUAGAGUAAACUCCAACCAUUCUUCUGUUGUUUGUUAUGAGAUCAUAUUUGCCGGUUUGGAGAUAGAGAGAAUCAGUGUACUUUUCAGAUUUGUGUUGUACUAUCAUCAAAACUUUGCUCGGCAUGGAUCUCUCAUGGCCUGAUUCCAUGUACUAGAACCUGUUUUUGGGUCUUGUAGCUGUCAUUUACUCUGUGAUUGCAUCGUGAGGUUUGUAAUUUUUCCUAAUUUUAUGA
Molecule: messenger RNA, 1719 nt
Organism: Dioscorea cayenensis subsp. rotundata (Guinea yam)
Lineage: Eukaryota; Viridiplantae; Streptophyta; Magnoliopsida; Dioscoreales; Dioscoreaceae
Product: bZIP transcription factor 46-like
Exons: 5
Coding region: 76-1374 (432 amino acids)
Biological process (GO): positive regulation of DNA-templated transcription
Cellular component (GO): nucleus
Molecular function (GO): DNA-binding transcription factor activity
Source: RefSeq, a predicted model, not a curated record